AUGGGUAAUUUCAAUUGGAAUAAUAAUCCAUAUUCCAACACUUAUAAUCCAGGGGGAAAGCAACAUCCAAACUUUGGUUGGAAUAGUCAUGGUACAAGGAAUUUUAAUAAUACUGCAAGACAGAAUGCCAUCAGUGCACCGACUGAUUAUAAUCAACCUAUGCAAGGGAAAAAUAUCCAACAAGGUCAGGCAUCAUCAUAUAUUGAAGACUUGUUGAAGGAAUAUAUGGCCAAUAAUGAUUAUGUGAUCCAGAGUCAAGCUGCAUCCGUUCAAGCUCUUAAGAAUCAAUUGGGGCAGAUAGCAAAUGCUUUAAGUUCGAGACCACAAAGAGUAUUGCAAAGUGAUACUGAGAAUUUGAGAUCACAAAGGAAGGAACAGUGUAAGGCCAUCACUCUCAGAAGUGGCACUCAGUUGAAUGAAAUUGUUCAAGAUGCCACGGAUUUUCAGCUCAAAAGAUUUUUGAAGGUCUUGAAGCAACUCCAUAUCCACAUAUCAGUAGUAGAAGCUUUGGAGCAAAUACCCAAUUACAUGAAAUUUAUGAAAGAUAUACUAUCGAAGAAGCAUAGAUUGGGAGAAUUUAAGACUGUUGCUCUCACUGAAGGGUACACAGCAAUAUUGAUGAAUAAAUUACCUCCAAAGUUGAAGAACCCAGAGAGUUUCACUAUCCUAUGUUUAAUUGGAAAUCAUUAUGUUGGUAAGGCAUUAUGUGAUUUAGGAGCAAGUAUAAAUCUAAUGUCUUUGUCUGUUUUCAAGAAGUUAGGAAUUGUGAAGGCAAGACCCACAAUAGUCACGCUACAGCUAGCUGAUCAGUCUUACGUACAUGUGGAAGGUAAAAUUGAAAACAUGCUGGUCACGUUCAAUGUAUUUAAUACGCUGAAAUGUGCUGAUGAGAAUGAAGAAUGCCGCAACAUUGACUUGAUAGAAAUAGUAGUGGAGGAAGAAUUCAUAAGAUUUUACCACAGCAAUUCUGAUAGUGAUAAAAAUUCAUUUGAGUGGAGACCCUUGUGCAUUUUGCUGGAGCAAAAUAGACCUUUCAAUUUUGAUGAACAAUGCUUGGUAGCUCAUGUAUAUCCACAUGGAGCUGUUGAUGUCAUGGACAUGUUUAAAGUUAAUGGACAACGCUUGAAGCACUACUAA
Gossypium arboreum is the source of this 1137-nucleotide messenger RNA. RefSeq lists its product as uncharacterized. The transcript has 3 exons. The coding region runs from base 1 to 1137 and encodes 378 amino acids. NCBI's taxonomy places the organism in Eukaryota, Viridiplantae, Streptophyta, Magnoliopsida, Malvales, Malvaceae. The record is from RefSeq and is a predicted model, not a curated record.